Molecule: messenger RNA, 1533 nt
Organism: Ramularia collo-cygni
Lineage: Eukaryota; Fungi; Ascomycota; Dothideomycetes; Mycosphaerellales; Mycosphaerellaceae
Exons: 3
Coding region: 1-1533 (510 amino acids)
Molecular function (GO): hydrolase activity
Source: RefSeq, a predicted model, not a curated record
AUGGAUACAGCAAGCGUUCAGGAGGCACCAAUAUCCAUCAUCUUACACGCAGGCGCAGGCGAGUCGUAUAGAGAAGGAGCGGAGUCUAUUCCCGACUUUCUGCGUACAUUGGCUGCUGAUGCCAGUGAAAGGCUCUCAGCUGGGACAUCCGCACUGGAUGUUGUUGUACACGUCACUGCUGCCCUGGAAGAUCAUCCACAAUUCAAUGCCGGGAAAGGCGCAUCAUUGAACAUUGAAGGCGAACAUGAGAGAUACAAGCUUGAAGCGGCUGUUAUUGAUGGAGCCACUGGGGAAUAUCGCGGUGUACUCGGUGUACGUCGCACGAGAAACCCUGUUCGACUCGCUCAUGCGCUUCUGAAAAAUGAGAAAAUCGUUAUGGUAUCAGGGGCUGGAACCGAUGACCUUGCUGCAUCUCAUGGCCUUGAAAUGGUUGACAACUCGUACUUUACAGUGCCAGAUAAACGCACAUAUUGGGCAAACAACGUUCAUAGACAUGGCUCCAUUAAAAUCGAGCGGCAUGGAACCGUGGGCGCAGUGGCGAUGGAUAAGAAGGGUAAUCUUGCAGCUGCGAACUCUACUGGUGGUACCAUGUUUAAGAUUGUCGGUCGUAUUGGUGACACCGCAAUCAGUGGAGCUGGGAUUUACGCAGAUUCUGACAUCGCUAUAGUGUGCAGCGGAAGCGGAGAGGCAAUCUUGAAAUCCCGGGUUGCGAGUCGUAUCGCAGAUGGGUUUCACCACGGUGUCGAUCUACAAACAGCGAUGAAGUCGGCAUUGAUGGCUUCAGCAGAUCACGAUAUAAAUUCGUCAUGCGGAGUCAUUGCUCUGACUAGAGGCGGGAAUAUGAUCAGUCUUUGCAACGCACGAACCUUCGCAGUUGCCAAAGCUCAGUCGACAAGCUAUGCGGAAGCUUGUAUUAUGCAAAACUCAUUCACGCACUUGAGACAGUUGACGUUCCUGGAAGACGCAGAAUGUACUGUUGGGUAUGCGAAGUAUCCAACUAUGGAUGGACAAGCUAUUCUAAAGCUCCACGGUGGUCGACAACUUACAGGUCUGGAUCGGGAUAUCUUCAAAAGUGUCUGGAAUACGCUCGAGCGAUCCGUCGAUGCUUUGAUGGAGUUUCAUGGGAAGACAUGUUGCAGCUGUACUACAUCCCAAGAAGGAAUCCAGAUAUUCCCUCACUCAUCAUUGAGUCUAUUGGAAAAGAAGACUCCUCAGCAUAUCCUCUUCCUCGACCACGGCGAAUCUCGUUCGGAUCAGGCUUGGCAGUACAUACUGUCCGAAACGCAAAAAAUUGCAUGUGAUGCCCAGCUUCCUGUCGGGACAUUGCAGAUUCAGAUCGAUUUUCUGGGAAUGGAACGCGUACACUUGGGUGUGUCUAUACAGGAGAAGACACCAUCACUAUUUCCGAAAUGUGCAGAAUACCAAUCUAGCUACUUGGGAUGUCCUUCGACGGAAGCGGGACCUAGGGCUAUUAAUCUGCCUGCUUUGAAAGAAGGCGCGAAAAUGCUGGCCGAAAUUCUGGGGAGUAGUUGA